AAAAAAAGCUAAGAAAAAAGCUGAGAAUGGCAACAUUAGCUUCCUUUGUUGAGGUUACUUUGUUUUUGAAUGUAGGUUUUUUGAAAGAAGGUCAUUUGAGCUCAUGCAUUGUGUUGACUUUGCACCUUGCCAAGCAAAUUUAAAAGCAGUUCAUAUUGUUGUCGUUUACUGAUUUAUUUCUUUGCUGUCAGUGCUGCUCAGUCUUUAUAUAGAAUUUUAUUUUGAUAUUCAUGGCUGUGAUUAAAAGAGAUUGGUUGCCAUCACCCUAUGAUUUCCUAUGAAAAACUGUUCACUCUGUGGGGACUCGUGUAUAAAAAUGGGGGUCACGUAAUGGUCGGUAUUCUCUGUUGUUUGCAACACCAGGGUGUAGCCUUCAGAAACCAAAAAAUUGUGGGGUGAGCAGCAACCGAAGCACUAUAAGGUUAUGUAAGCAAAAGGGGUUCACUUCCAGUUCUUCUAGAGGAGUGCAACUUGAGCAAAUGAUUGACAUGUCAAUCUAUAAGCCAGUAUUACAUAAGAUGAGGAGCAGCCGCAAAACUUAAACAAAAUUGUAGUUGACUUAGCAGAUUCUCAGGGGCCAUGCUUCUUAAAAACAAUGUAAACUUAGCUCAGAAUAAUUUCGAAUCCAUCCAGCAGCACCACCCUCGCAUCGCAUGCCUUGUACUCGAGUUAGUUGCCGGCUUCCCAGCGGUCAUUUCUGUUCCGUUUUUUUUUUGACGAAGCUGGAAUGCAUCCAUAAAACAUUCCACAAGCAGAAAAAGGCAAAAGAACAUAUGUCAAAAUGUCAGGGUGUAGCUACUGUAACCUUAUGGCGGCUCUUGGCUUUAAGUUCAUAUAUGUUGUUGGGCAACUAAAUUUAAAGCUAAUUGCUAUGACUGAGAUGAAAGCAGAGACACCCCCCUCCCACACCCCCAUAAACAAAUAUCAUCAUUAUAAUCAAAUCUGUAAUUACAAGGUUCAACUGAAGUUCUUGGGCAGGGCACCUGUUAAAAUCCAUUCCUGUGGCAUGUCAUUUAAUGCAUUUGUAAGAUUAAUUUACAAAGCACGGGGCACAUAACAAGCAAACCGACUUGUUCAUUAAAAUCCCUUUUUAAAAAGCAUUUGAUGAAGUGUGAAUGUUUUUACAUUUGUUAGUUCAUUUCCUUGAAAAGCAUCCCAACCGACUCAACGCAGUGUAAUGGCUUAACCAAUUGCAGGAGAUUGGGAUGGGUAUAUUUGCUUGUCCAACCAAUAGCAGAUUAGGGAGAGUUUGAAAAACCUGUCUAAUAAUAUUUGCAAUUGCAUUUGCAAUUUUGUUUAGUGACACUGGAGGUGCACAAGCUCAGCGUGUUGCAAGAAGUUUGAAAUUGAUAAAAAAUUCCCUGAAUAUUUAAAAAAAACUGCUAGAAUAUUUGCUGACACUCUUGGGUGCUUUAAUAAGUGUAAAAGUGAUUCUUGGUGUGCUGAUAUUGUAUUGAAAUUGCACAACAUUUUUUAAGGCAUUUCAUUUUGAAAGGGUGAGUAAAUGAUAACGUUCUCAUUUUCGGGUGAACUAUCCCUUUAAAAAGCAAUGCAUUUGCAUAAUGAAUAACACACUGAGUUCAUUUGCGCAUGGUCAAACCUCACAAUUUUGUUGUCAUAUUUUGUUUUAUGCACUAUAAAAGUAGUUUAUUGUUCUGUAAGUUUUCAUUAUAAUGUAGAUUAAAGGAUGCAUUGUACAUUCUACUGGGCUGGCAACAAAUUCUUCCAAAUUAUUAUUGUUUCGUUGUGGCAAAACACGUUAUAGUCAACAUCACACAAAUGGUUUUGAAUGUGUCAGGCUUUUGGCGUGCAUCCUGGUUUUUUUUUUUUAUUGCAUCAGUUAAACAAUGUACUGUAAUUGCCCUGCUUUAUGCCAUAAAUACUGUUUAUGAUGUAUUGUGAUAAUUCCAUGGAUGUACAGACUGCUUUGUCAGUUAUGUGUGAACAUAAGUACUCAUUUAGCAGCAAAAAGGGUGCAUUUAACGGCUGCUGUAACAUAGUCACUAUAGUGUGCAGUGUCGUAUAGAGCCUAAAAGCUAACGACAUAAUAGGAAACCUCAUGAAGCAAUGAUCUUUUGCAGGGGAGUGAGCAAUUUCUAUGACACUUAAGCAGCCAGGCACCUAUUAAAUUAGUUCUAAACUGUUGCAAUGGCAUGGUUGAAAGUGUUCUUUUAACUUGUCAGAAGUCAAUAUGAGGGCCUGCACAUGCAUGCUUGGCACGGGAGAAAAGACCAUAAUGGGGUACCGCAGUUUGAAAAAAGAAGAAAAAGAGGAAAGAAAGUGUAAUAUUUUUAGUUCCAAAUUACAACGUUGGAACUGUUGCUUUGCUCAGCCGACUGUCCGGGGACUGGAAUGGCAUGAUGGGAGCAAAGGCACUGCCAAACUCCACCCAGGAUCCCUCCCUCCUUCCCUCUGCCCUCUCUGUGCUUCUCAUCUCCCCUCUCAGCACUAAAAAUCGCCCCUUAUUUCUGCUCUUCAUCAUCCCUCACCCGGGUCUCAUCGGCAGUGGCAGAGAGAGCCGUUCUUAACUCGCUGUGCGGUGAACCACUUUCAUUAGUUAGUGAAAGAGAAAAAGACAUGUCAUCGUAAUGCAACCCUAGUGUCAGGAUUGAAUAUUUGACAAAUGCACAGAACAAUUCAUCUGUGCAACCCUCCUUGAUGUGUGACCAAAGUUCGAGAAAACCCCUGUAUAUCCCUACUAUUUUUCAACGGCAUCUGCUUCUGCUUGCAGGCUCUAAACACAUAAUUUUUUUUCUGUCAAAACCAAUAAAGAAACUUCUGAAGAAAGCCAAGAAACUUGAAAUUCAGUGCUUACUUAAGAAAAUGCAGUUUCUCACAUGCGAUUUCCUAUAUUUUAUGGUAACUUUGAAAAAAUAUUUGUAUAUGAUGUAAUUAAAUGAAGCCAUUUACCUCAAAAAUGGUGAAGUGUUUUGAUUCUAAUGUUUGACCCUGCGUGUCCUGGGCACAGGAUCUUCCACUACUCUGCGGACACUGAAAGUACACAGACACUGAAGUUUACCAUCUGCUGUGCCAAAAUACCUGGCAACUGAUGCGAAAACAACACAAGAAAUCGUUUGUCUGCGCUGCAUUUGAACUCUGAAGUUUAAUGAUAAUAAUGUCAUUUUAUACACUCGCCACAAACUCCUACAAUAAAUUAGAUAAUGUCUACACCUCUUUUUAAGUGAACAAAAGAGGGAAAAGCCUUAUUUUAGAAGUUACAAGAGAAAAAAAAUAAAAUUAACUACAUGUAACACUGAAUCUCAAGAUCCCAAUUAAAUGGCCAUUUAAGAUUCUUUAGGAGCUAGUUCAUGAUAUAACUACUAUUAUUGGAAAGGAAGCUGGCUUGCAGCAAUUGGAAGUUUGCAUGAGUAGGUUUAAAUGCUUGUUAGGAGAAAGAAAAAGUAGUGAAGUAACAAGACUGGCCGUAAGUAGAAAGUAAAGCUGUAAGUUUUAAUUAAGUACACCCAUAAAAUGUAUUUUUAAACCAAUGCAUUUACUCCUAGCAAUCCAGCUGGUUUUGAAGUCUUAAUAUAUACUUUCUUUUGUUCUUCUGAAGACAUUUUAGCUGCAUCUAAGCCACUUCUGAUGAUGGGGGAGGGUACGAGAGGGUAUUGCCAAAUUUGAACGCCUUGCACGUAAUUGACGAGAAAGAAACUGCACUCUUUAGCAGGUAUUCCAUGUCCAGUUUUAUAAGCAAGGGGAGGGGAUGGUGGAGGAUGGAUUUCAGAAGGCUUGCGAUGAUGAGGCUCAGGAUUGGUGGAUGCCGUUGUUUGGCAUGGCCCCCUGCCAAGCACUUAUGUCUUUAUAUACUGUAAACAGAUGACCGACCAGUCCCGAGUGUGUCUCUGUGUUCACCCUCUCCUUCUGGCUCUCCAUCUUCUCUUUCUUCUCUUCUUCAUCUUUUCUGUAGACCUUUACUGCAUCUGUACAUCCUCAAGACUCUCUCUCAACAGGACCGGGCAAAAACAGCAAACGCAUCCUCCUCCAUAAAAACUCUUGAGUCACUUUUUCAAGAAACCGCCGGUCAAGCCUUCAGCUGUUUGCAGUGUCGGCGUGGGAGAAAGAAACCAUGUCUCAGCAGAUGUUACUCUUAACGGUGGUGUGCAUGUGGCUUUUUGCCGGGUACUUUCUGGCAGAAGCAACAUAUUACAACCACCAUAUCUACAACCGCUACCGUGCACUCAAUUACCAUGCCAGCAUGGACAAUCAGCUUCCUCCAGAGGUACCUGUGGUGACGGAGGAAGUCGCCCCUCGUCCGGUUAACUUCAGUCGCACCUUUUAUGGAAUCAUGUUUGAUGCCGGCAGCACUGGCACCCGUAUCCAUAUUUACAAGUUCAUCCAAAAAGACCCAGUGGAGCUUCCAGUGCUUGACAAUGAGAUGUACCACGCCGUGAAGCCUGGACUGUCAGCGUACGCGGAUAUGCCUGAUGUGGGUGGGGAAACCAUUAGGCAGCUGUUGAAGGUAGCAAAAAAGACGAUACCCAAAGAGCAAUGGAUACAGACACCUGUGGUUCUGAAAGCCACUGCCGGCUUGCGCCUGCUGCCUCAAGAAAAAGCCAAUGCUCUUUUGAAUGAGGUCAAAGAAAUUUUUGACGACUCUCCUUUCUUUGUGCCAAACAACAGCGUCACCAUCAUGAAUGGCACCAAUGAGGGGGUCUUGGCAUGGGUUACCGUAAACUUCCUCACAGGUCAUCUGUAUGCUAAAACAAAGAAAACUGUCGGGAUCCUGGAUUUGGGUGGAGGUUCAACUCAGAUUACUUUCCUCCCUCGGUUAAAGAAAACUGUGCUGACCGCUCCGCCAGACUACAUUGCCAAAAUCAACAUGUUCAACAGCACUUUUGAGCUGUAUACUCACAGUUAUCUUGGCAAUGGACUAAUUGCUGCACGACUGGCAACUCUUGGCGCUCUUGGUGCUGAUGGUCUUGACUGGAAAAUUUUCAGAAGUUCUUGUUUGCCUAAAAAAUUCAGAGAAGACUGGAGCUUUGGUGGACUCACCUACAAAGUCAGUGGAAUCCCAGAUGGUUUUGCAGGGUAUAAAUUGUGCUACCAAGAGGUAAUGCGGGUGGUGAAAGGGAUUGUGCACCAGCCCUUCGAAGUGAAGGGAAGCAGCGUCUUCUAUGCUUUCUCCUAUUACUACGACAGAGCUGUUGAGUCUGGACUCAUCGACGGGUCCCGUGGAGGUACUGUGGAAGUCAGGGAUUUUAAAAAGAGAGCCAAAGAAGUGUGCAACAAGAUGACUAAAUACCGUCCGAUCAGCCCCUUUUUAUGCAUGGACAUGACCUACAUCACAUGCCUACUGAAAGAGGGAUUUGGGUUCAAGGACAGCACUGUUCUGCAGCUUACAAAAAAGGUGAAUAAUGUGGAGACAAGCUGGGCACUCGGCGCCAUCUUCGAUCAUUUCCACAAGCUCAAUAUUCAUUAAAGCCUGCAGGCUUGCAGUGGACACCAGCAUGAUGAGGAGCACAGGGGUCAAGCAGGUGCAAAACUCACCUGCUGAAUCAGCCCCUUUGUCCUCCUCCAUAACUCUUUAAAUUGAGUUUCAGACCUGCCCUGCACUGCAGCCCUACAUCCCAACGCUCUCCCCUCUAAUCAACUAAACUCUUACAGAACUGUUCACAAAGAAAUCACUAUAUUUUUGUAAAGAUGGCCAGGCCAGCCUGCUAUUUCUACUGUAUGUUUACAUUUUUUUCAGUUGCUGUCUCACCUGAGACACUGUCUGUCUGUCUGUCUAACUUGGCAGUUUUCAAAGUUCCAGCGUUUAAUGCACCCAUUUAAAGCUCCUGAUUCAUGCUGUUGUGCAGGAUAUUGUGCAGUGGGAUACAUGUAAAAACAUUGUGUUUGUUAUUGUAGCUUCUGUAGCUUCUUCUGCAGUAACCUGUUAGUAGUAGUGUUUGCACAGUAGUGUAGUGUUGUUUUAGAUAAAUUAUACUGAAAUGUCCGUUUAGUGCCCCUAUCAGCACGUAACACUUUAGAGUAGAUGGUUCAUCUACAGCCAUCUGUAUAUGUUUUGGAAAGUUGCUUGGGAUCAGCAGUUUAACCUGGGGUUCAUUGGGCAGGUAGAGAAAAGGACAAAUCAUACAUGUACAGUCACUUUAUUUGAGCACAUGGGUGCUUUUUUACAUAUUAAUGAAUAAUGCAUGUAUUUACGCUUAUCUGUUUGUAUGUUAAGAAGCAGAGUUGAAGAGCUGAGUUGGAGCAUUUUUUUAGAAGGAUAUCCCUCUAUAGGGGCUUAUUUUAGCCAAGUUCUAAGCAGAUAUGUUUUUAACACUGAAUGGCAUGCAACUGAGUACACCUUGCACUGCAGCCAUUAUCAAACUAAAAAAUGCAUAUAAAUGCUUUAAUGGCGAAAUACUUGGAUAAAAUAUAACUCAGAUGACUACUGGUCAAAAGUUAUUAAAAGUAGACAUGUUACUGUAUUCAAAAUUAGAGUUAUUUUUAUGCCAACAUGCAAACAGAGUUUAGAAUACCUUGAACCUCAUUUAUGUAUUUAAACUUGGGUUAGUUAUUGUGAAUGGCAAGUCAUUUUUGGCGGUCAUUAUGUAGAACUGCAUUGAAAUGUUACUGCUUUGUGUAUACAGAGAUGCUCAGGUGUAAUUGGGCAGAACAAGGUUAGAUGUUGUGACAGGUGCAUACUGCUGACCGAAUUAGGACCAAUUUUUGGCAGUAUCAUGUUAAGUGCGUUUUGUGAAUUAUUGUACAAAUAUUUAUUACAUGAAUACUUGCUAAAUAUGCAGUGUGCAGUUGUUGCAUCUCGGUAAUCCAUCUGCUUCUUUAAAGCUGCUUAAGUAUACCUUUUUAUGUAUUUUACUGUGUCUGUAUAUACACUUCAGUAAUGUACUUUUUUUUUCUUUUUUUACUUUUUUGUUCAAUGUAUCACAUGAAAUUAUCAUGUACUGCUUUGCCAUUUUUAGAGGUAUUCUCACAUGCUAUAAAUAUGCUUUCCAAUUCAUUGUUGUGUAUGAAGUGGU
This is a messenger RNA of Puntigrus tetrazona (Sumatra barb), 6968 nucleotides long. RefSeq names its product ectonucleoside triphosphate diphosphohydrolase 5a (gene entpd5a). Lineage: Eukaryota; Metazoa; Chordata; Actinopteri; Cypriniformes; Cyprinidae. Gene Ontology annotation, cellular component: membrane. The record is from RefSeq and is a predicted model, not a curated record. Gene Ontology annotation, molecular function: UDP phosphatase activity; GDP phosphatase activity. Gene Ontology annotation, biological process: nucleoside diphosphate catabolic process.